AUGGCAUUACUUUUAGUUUGUGACUCGGGGAAAUUUGGACAGCACUGUACAAAUACGUGUGGCAGUUGCCUAAAUGGGGCGGCUUGUCAUCACAUCAACGGCACGUGUCUGACCGGAUGUGAUCCUGGUAAGAAGGGGGACGACUGUAAAACAGACUGUUCUCCUGGUGAAUAUGGUCCAAACUGUGAGAACAAGUGUGGUAACUGUGAACAUGGUACCCUUGCAUGUAAUAGAACUGACGGAUCGUGUCCAGAUGGAUGUUUGGUAGGGUGGCAGGCACCACUGUGCAAGAACGUUUGUCAACACGGCUGGUAUGGACAGAACUGUGCUGAGAGGUGUGGGAAGUGUCGAAAUGGACAUACCUGCAACAACACCAUUGGGACUUGUGAGGAUGGUUGUAGUCCUGGAUGGAAGGAGUCUUUGUGUAAACAGGAAUGUUCCGCGAGAUGGUAUGGCAACGCCUGUCAAGAGAAGUGUGGUUACUGUGCAGGAGGAAGGAAUUGUCAUCACGUCCACGGCACAUGUUUCAAAGAUGGAGAAUCUCAUCGGUGUGAUCCAGGCAUGAAAGGCAUGAAAUGCAAAACUGAUUGCAGUAACACUGAGUAUGGGCCUGACUGUAGCCAGGUGUGUGGACGAUGUUUUAACUCUUCAUGCGAAUCGGUGUCUGGUAACUGUACUGAAGGGUGUCUUGACGGAUGGACAGGUGUUCAGUGCGUCGAAGAACUUAUUGCUUCCGAAUUGACGAUCUCGUUAGCUGUCAUCGGCACUAGUAUCGUAUUGGCAAUACUACCACUGGUUGUCCUGGUUUUCGUGAUAAAAAUGAGAAGACGACACCAUGAACUCAACUAUUCACGGAAUCAGGAGAUAGGUGUCCAGUAUGAAAACACGGCAGUCGACAUACACAUCGAUUCAGACCCGAAUCUAAUAAGUCAGAGGACGUAUGAAGACACGGCAGCGGGCACACAUCUUCAUACGGAACCAAAUCUUAUAAGUCAGAGGACGUAUGAAAACAUGGCAGCGGGCACACACAUGUAUACAGAACUUGAAAACAUGGUAACGGACACACACAUGUAUACAGAACCAACACAAAAAAAACAGAGGCCGUAUGGAACCUUGGAAGAGGACACACACAUGUAUACCGAACUUGAAACCAUGACAGCCGACACACAUAUAUAUACAGAACCAAUCCAUACCAAACUGAUGAAGAAUGAAAUGGUCGGCAAUGUCACUCGAGAACAAGAACCACAAAGUGGAACAAUGGCAGAAAACCUUAUUCUUGAAAUCACCAGAAAAGAGGAAUCAAAUGAGUUUGAAAAGGAUUUAAAAGAAAUUUUGACUGAUAGCCAGUUCACUUGUGAAGAGGCAACCAAGGCUGAAAAUAAAAGCAGAAACAGAAACAAGACUACACUACCAUAUGACCAUUCCAGGGUGCAGUUGGAAGGAAAUCGAAGUUACAGCAAUGCCAGCUAUAUCAAGGAUCUGAGGGAGACAAACACGUAUGUGGCAACACAAGGUCCGAAAACUAACACUAUUGGCGACUUCUGGGAAAUGGUUUGGCAGCUGGAGACGGGAAGGAUAGUGACGCUGACACAAGGCAUUGAACAAGAAAAUCCUACAGUUGAAAAAUACUGGCCCGAUUUUGGUUCUUCAAUUGAACACGGCAGCCUGAAGAUACGUUUUAUAUCUUCAAAAACGUAUGCAGCAUACACAGUUCGGGAGCUGAGACUGGAAAACGUGAAUUCUGAUGAGAAGAGAGUAAUCAGCCAAUUCCAUUUCACUAAGUGGCCGGACCACGGGACACCUGACGUCAUGCAUUUUGCGCUCCUUCUGCUCCAUGUGAAUUCCAUCAGUUCAAAGUUUUCCGGACCAAUGGUUGUCCACUGCAGCGCUGGCGUUGGACGUACAGGAACAUUUAUUGCACUAGACGUCUUGUUCCAAAACGGGAAACUCACGGGUAGGGUGGAUCCACUUGCAUACAUAAAGAGCAUGGGAAUGGAUAGAACGGGUAUGGUGCAGACAAAAUCACAGUACGUGUUUAUAUACCGGGUCUUGGUGGAGCUUUUCCUCAUUGACAACACUUAUCUGGAAAUCGGCGAUUUCAGUUCUAAAUGCCUAAAUUCAUCACGCCUCCUUCGGGAAUACAAGAGACUCACUGGCAAUCGUCCAACCAUACCAAUAUACCAAAACACGGGUAAAAACAGAGACCCCGAAUUAUUGCCAGGUCCUGCAAAAAAGAAAGACUAUAUCAACGCCGUGAUCCUCCCGAGUGUUCACAACUAUGAGGGAUACAUAGUUACACAGUGGCCACUCCCGGACACUGCUGGUGACUUCUGGGCCAUGAUAUACGACUACAAGUCUACAGCUGUAGUCAUUCUGGACAGCGAUGCUGACGAUCCAGACCUGAUUCCAUCACAGGAGGACUCUGAGGUAACAGCAGGGAAUUUUUCUGUACAUACUUUGAGUAGCCCUCGUACUGUAGGUUCCAUCUCCGUCUCAGAAGUCUACCUUACUAAAGCAAGAGAUGAUAACUCUUACCAAAUCAAGAUAUUCAGAAUGUGUGACUGGCCUCAGGACAAACAAACAUGUGUUGAGGGUUGUAUGAAGCAAAUGGUGAACGCCUCACAGGAAUGUCAGAGAAACACCGUUACUCAUGGUCCCAUCACCGUUGUAUGCAGGAAUGGGUCUUCAAUAUGUGGAAUAUUUUGCACCGUUGCCAAUGCCAUAGAAAACAUCAACCUCAACCAGAGGACAAGCCUGAUUCAGGUGGUGAGACAGCUCCAGCUUCGAUGUCCGUCUUUCAUUGGCACUUAUGAAAGCUACGUCAUAUGCAAUCGAGAAGUAAAGUCACACUUCGCCUCUUUGUCAAAAUAAUAAACCUUCAAAGGACCAUCCACAAAGUAUUGUUUUCAAUACCAAAACUUCGAGGGACCAUCCAAGCAUUGAUGUUUUCAAUAUCAAAACUUCAAAGGACCAUCCGCAACUUGAUGUUAUCGAUACCAAAACUUCAAAGGACCAUCCGCAACUUGAUGUUAUCGAUACCAAAACUUCAAAGGACCAUCCGCAACUUGAUGUUAUCGAUACCAAAAAUAAGAAGGUUAAUCUACAAAAUGAUAUUUGUGAGAGACCAUCUUUUUCAGAGCAUAGUUCCAACAUUUUGAUAGAGUAGUAUUUGGUAUCAUCCUAACAUACAAGCUAUCAGCAACAAAUGUGUUAUUCUUUUGAUAGGAAAGAUAGUGAAAUACCCUUUAUUGUUCAAUGCUCACACAUUUACAAUAUGAAUCUUUUAAAAUGAAAUAUGUGGUAUAUAUCUUGUGAAUCGAUAAACAGUCAAGCUUGUAUAUAAAGGCCACUUAAUUGAGCAGAGAAUGUGGUAUUUAUAGUAUGUAUGAUUAAAUUUCGUUCGGGAGUAGAACAACUUUUAUAGACAGCCAUUUUGGAUUAGAGGUAAUUGAAGGUUUUGAAGGAAAUCUUUACUCAGUAUAGUAUGUUUAACACGCGAUUUUACAUGUGUUGUAGCCCAGUAGUGGCAUGGUGUAUUUGUUUAGACGGGAUUAUAUCUCUUAUACGUCAUUUCAAAAUUAUCUGCAGUUUUGAGUAAUGUAGAUAGUAACACUUAAAUGGGAAACUUGCUGUGAAUGUAUUCAAUUGUAAAGCGGUUACGGUUGACUAAUUAAUGCCGGUGAAUAAGAUAAAAAUGUGAAAUCUAAAAAAAAUAAAAAUGAAUUAAUAAAUAAAAACCAAAUAGAAAAAAAAAUAAUGAACGAAAAAGUGUAAUAAAUCUAACGAAAUUUUUCAUGAAGUUAAUACCACAUUUACUGUUGACGGCAUAAAGACGUACAGCACGUCACUGUAAUACAUCUGUAUAUGUUCAGGUGUGUUAGAUAUUUGAUGAGUUUUACCGUCCAAUCAAUAAAGACGUACAGCACGUAACUGUAAUACAUCUGUAUAUGUUCAGGUGUGUUAGAUAUUUGAUGAGUUUUACUGUCCAAUCAAUAAAGACGUACAGCACGUCACUGUAAUACAUCUGUAUAUGUUCAGGUGUGUUAGAUAUUUGAUGAGUUUUACUGUCCAAUCAAUAAAGACGUACAGCACGCCACUGUAAUACAUCUGUAUAUGUUCAGGUGUGUUAGAUAGUACUGUCAAAUCAAUAAAGAAUCACUAUUACAAAUUACCAUAUGGCGGUACAAAAGUGCAUUGAAUCAUGAAUUGGACAUUGUUAUUCAUAUGUAAAUAAUUGUUUUGCUUUAUAUCACCUUUGGUGUAUUCAAAUAUAUAUAUUCAAACAGUUAUAUCUUUAUUAACCCUUCUUGUACUGAUAUAUGUAUGAAUAGUUUUAUAAAUAAGUUGAAUAACGUAUUGCAUUGAAGCAUUGGUGUUAAUAUUAUUAGUUUCAUAAGGGUAUCAAACAAAUUAUUUGCAAACUGUAUGAAUACUAAUAUAUCAAUAGUUGUAAUAUUACCCAUAUUGAUAUAUCACUAGUUCUAAUGUUACCCAUACUGGUAUAUCACUAGUUCUAAUGUUACCCAUACUGGUAUAUCACUAGUUCUAAUGUUACCCAUACUGGUAUAUCACUAGUUCUAAUGUUACCUACACUGAUAUAUCACUAGUUCUAAUGUUACACAUACUGAUAUAUCACUAGUUAUAAUAUUACCCAUACUGAAUAUAUCACUAGUUCUAAUGUUACCCAUACUGGUAUAUCACUAGUUCAAAUGUUACCCAUACUGGUAUAUCACAACUUCUAAUGUUACCCUACUAGUAUAUCACUAGUUCUAAUGUAACCAAUACUGGUAUAUCACUAGUUCUAAUGUUACAUACACAUACUAAUAUAUCACUAGUUCUAAUGUUACCCAUACUGAUAUAUCACUAGUUCUCAUGUUAGCCAUACUGACAUAUCACUAAUUCUUAUGUUACCCAUACUGAUAUAUCACUAGUUCUAAUGUUACCCAUACUGAUAUAUCACUAGUUCUAAUGUUACCCAUACUGAUAUAUCACUAGUUCUCAUGUUAGCCAUACUGACAUAUCACUAAUUCUUAUGUUACCCAUACUGAUAUAUCACUAGUUCUAAUGUUACCCAUACUGAUAUAUCACUAGUUAUAAUGUUACCCAUACUAAUAUAUAUCACUAGUUCUUAUGUUACCCAUACUGAUUAUAUAUCACUAGUUCUUAUGUUACCCAUACUGAUAUAUCACUAGUUCUAAGGUUAUCCAUACUGAUAUACCACUAGUUCUAAUGUUACCCAUACUGAUAUAUCACUAGUUCUAAUAUUACCCAUAGUGAUUUAUCAAUAGUUCGAAUGUUACCCAUACUGGUAUAUCAUUAGUUCUAAUGUUACCCAUACUGGUAUAUCACUAGUUCUAAUGUUACCCAUACUGGUAUAUUACUAGUUCUAAUGUUACCCAUACUGAAUAUAUCACGAGUGCUAAUGUUACCCAUACUGAUAUAUCACUAGUUAUAAUGUUACCCAUACUGAUAUAUCACUAGUUCUAAUAUUACCCAUACUGAUAUAUCACUAGUUCUAAU
Molecule: messenger RNA, 5520 nt
Organism: Pecten maximus
Lineage: Eukaryota; Metazoa; Mollusca; Bivalvia; Pectinida; Pectinidae
Product: receptor-type tyrosine-protein phosphatase alpha-like
Exons: 23
Coding region: 1-2871 (956 amino acids)
Biological process (GO): protein dephosphorylation
Molecular function (GO): protein tyrosine phosphatase activity
Source: RefSeq, a predicted model, not a curated record